UGGCUGUAUUCCUGGCCAGCUAUUUGUUUUCCGUCAGUUUGAUUUGAGACAUCGAACGCGUGCUAUAUCGAAAUUGAAAGUUUUGUGUGUGAGUUACUGGGGCGAUCGGAACUGAAGUAACGUGAAUUCGGGAAUACAUUCUUUUUUUGUGACGAGAGGUUCGUUAUCAAAAUCUCUCAAAAUAAUUGAUGUUGAAUAUGGCAGCGUUUCGACUCUCAAUUCUGGCCCUUCUGGGUUUGGCUUUAAUCUCAGCACUUCCGGCGAGCCAUGCUAAUCCCAUCAGGAGAGCCGCGGAGGGGGUGACCGAAUUUAUAAUUUUACACAACAAUGACAUGCAUGCCCGUUUCGAACAGACCAGUGUGGAUAGCGGCAAGUGUACCAAGGAAAUGGCCAAUACCAAUAAAUGCUAUGGCGGAUUUGCCCGAGUGGCUUAUGAAGUACGCAAAUUCCGUGAAGAGGCCAAGAAUGGUGGACCUCCAGUCUUGUACUUGAAUGCCGGUGACACCUAUACCGGCACAGCCUGGUUCUAUGUCUUCAAGGAUAACAUUACAGCUGCCUUUUUGAAUAAACUGCAACCGGAUGCCAUUUCUCUGGGUAACCACGAAUUCGAUGAAGAUGUUGAGGGUUUGGUGCCAUUCUUGAACAAGGCAGAAUUCCCUGUGCUAACCGCCAACUUGGAUUUAUCCAAUCAACCCGAACUGAGGGCAGCUAAAAAUCUCCAAAACUCCACGAUCUUGGAUGUCAAUGGUGUCAAGGUGGGUGUCAUUGGUUAUUUGACACCAGAAACCCAGAAUCUGACCAAAGCCAAGGAUAUUCUAUUCAUUGAUGAAGUGGAAGCCAUUAACAAAGAAGCAGCUCGCCUAAAGUCGGAGGGUAUUAACAUCAUCAUUGCCCUGGGCCACUCGGGUUAUAUGAGAGAUCAGGAAAUUGCAGCCCAAUGUCCCGAUGUCGAUUUGGUCAUUGGUGGCCAUACCAAUACCUUCUUGUACAAUGGCGAACAACCCGAUGCUGAGCGCAUUGAUGGCCCCUAUCCCACUGUGGUCAAUCAGACAACGGGCAAACAGGUGCCAGUGGUCCAGGCCUAUGCCUAUACCAAAUAUUUGGGUAAACUACAUGUCCAGUUCGACAAGGAUGGCAAUCUGUUAGAGUUCGAUGGCACUCCCAUCCUCUUGAAUGCCGAGGUUCCACGCGAAGAUGAUGUGCUGCAGCUCUUGGAAACCUAUCGUCCUCAGGUGGAAGCCUUGGAAAAUGACAUUAUUGGCCAUACCAAGGUGCAUUUGGAGGGUCGCUCGGAAAUCUGCCGCUCUGAGGAAUGUAAUCUGGGAAAUCUUGUGGCCGACUCCAUGAUCCAUGCCCGAGUUUUGGAGGAUUUGGGUGGGGCCUAUUGGACUGAUGCUGCCAUUGCUUUGAUUCAGGGUGGAGGCAUUCGCAAUUCCAUUGAAAAACGUUCGGAUGGUUCCAUUCUAGCCGCCGAUGCUGUGGGUGUGUUGCCCUUCAACAAUGACUUGUAUGUUACGAAAAUUUCAGGCAAAACUCUGCUCGACGCCCUCGAGCAUUCAGCCAUCAUGCAUGAACGCGACUCCAGCGGUGGCUUCCUACAAAUGUCCGGUGUUCAUGUGACCUAUGACUAUAACCGGGACGCUGGCCAUCGUGUCGUCAGCGCCGAAGUACGUUGUGCUGCCUGCAAUGUGCCCACUUUCGAACCCUUGGACCAAACGAAACAGUACAAUGUCAUUGUACCUUUCUUUCUGCUGGACGGUGGUGACGGUCACACGCUCGUCGAAAAAGGUGGUCCCGAACCCAUGCGCAUGACCAAAAAAGAUUCCGAAGCUCUGAUGGACUAUUUGAGACGUCAUGAUUUCGUCUAUCCCCAGGUGGAGGAACGCAUUACCAUCAUUGCCAAGGAAGAGGAGGAUAAUGGCAAUGGUAAUGGCAACGGCAAUGGCAACGGCAAUGGCGAUGGUGGUGGAGAUGGUGCUUUUGCUGUUGUCAGUUCGGGAUUAUUGAUUGUGUGCUCAUUGCUGUCCCUGAGAUUGUUCAAUUAAAGCGAGAGAGAGAGAGCGAGAGAUGCAGAGAGUGUGUGUUUGUGAGAGAACUGAGCUGAGCUGUAUUAGAAUAGCCAAAGAAAAGAAAAAACUCAGGAAAAUUUCAGUUGUAUUGUUUUAAUUUGAGCUCAAGUUUUAUUUAAAAAAAAAAAAGAUUGAAUGUGAAAUAAAAAGUUUCUAAAACAUUUUAUUUAAAAAAGA
Molecule: messenger RNA, 2246 nt
Organism: Musca domestica (house fly)
Lineage: Eukaryota; Metazoa; Arthropoda; Insecta; Diptera; Muscidae
Product: protein 5NUC
Exons: 7
Coding region: 189-2045 (618 amino acids)
Biological process (GO): AMP catabolic process
Cellular component (GO): plasma membrane
Molecular function (GO): metal ion binding; 5'-nucleotidase activity; nucleotide binding
Source: RefSeq, a predicted model, not a curated record